AUGACUGCUCUCUUUCCAGAUGGCGUUUUCUUUGUGGAGUGGCCGACAUGGGCGCGGCUAGCUAUUAUUUUAGGCGGCUUGCUGACAAUAACCUUGAUCACUGGGUUCUGUGUCAAGCUAAGGAACUGGAGAAAGAACAUCAAGCUAGAGAGAAGAGCGGCCGAAGAAGAAGCUGAAAGGGGAGAAGUAACCCUUGUGAGCCGAUCAAGCGAUGACAUCCCUUUCGGCAUACGUGCUCUGUUGGAGGAUUCGGAGGUCGAAGGUGUCUGGAACUCUCGAAAUGUCACUCCUCUGAAUUACGAUCCAGUCGAGCAUGAUCGUGCGACUACUUUUCUGCAGUCAACAGCUCUCCCCAAGGAGGAUUCCUCCACACUGUCCAACUGUCUCUAUGACCCUGCAGAUAUAGGCCUGGCAGCAACCGGUGAUCGAGAUCCAGUCACUGAUUACACGGCCAUGAUGGAGCUACCUGCCGGAGUCUCGUCCUCUAAGCGGAAGAAAAAGACCCUGAUCAUCAGCUACAAUGGGCCACACAUUCGUUCUGAGUCUGCGGGGACUGUACCAGCCGUCCACUCUCCUGUGACACAAGUUAUACCAGGCAGCUCACCGUCCAAGAUGCAUUUACGUCCAUGCUCCGAUCAGCCGUCUUCCGGAGGACGUCGAUUUGUGAUCGGAAGUCGACAAAAGAAUUCGCUAGGUUAUAAGAGGGCAGAUCUCCAAUCUGAUAUUCACUCCCUUGAACGCAUGGAAGCGCACCGGCAGUUUCAUGCUGCAGAAAGUGGACAACUAUUGCCCAAAGAUCGACGACAUACUGAUCUGGUUCUCACUACACCUCUGGCACCUUCUGUUUCGGACGGCGAGGAAAAUGACUCUUACUCAGCUCGUGCGUUAUCCUGGCCUGCUAGAAUGGAAGACAGCAUGCAGCUGGGAAAGCGACUGUCACGCAAAGCACAGAGGAGGGAGGGUCCACGACCUGUGCCUUUCCGCGCCUUCGUGGAGUCACUGCCUCCUACUAAAGCUCCGCCAUCGUCAUGGACACAGAAGACUCAAGCAAAACUUGAUGUGAACAUUCCAACGUCGUCUACUGGGAGUGACGCUAAUUCCAAGACGUCCUCGCACACGCCGAAAUCAUCCAUUAGCUCCAGCGCCACCAGCUCACCAACAUCACCAACUGAUUCUAUCUCCAUUGCAAAUAUUCGGACUCGGAAGAUAAACGAUGGGUUUGAAGUAUUACCGGCCGGAACAUUGACCAGGGGACCCAGUGUAAAGGAGUUUGGUCUGUGGCCGGAGAACGUGAAAGUUGCCAACAAGCCUAACAAGCUGCGAAAACUUUCUCGAUCGAACCCUGCCAGUGGUCGGAGCUCAACAGAAAGUCGGAGGCUCAGUGACGAGAGCUUCCGGUUGCCAAUUUUUUGA
Molecule: messenger RNA, 1413 nt
Organism: Capronia epimyces CBS 606.96
Lineage: Eukaryota; Fungi; Ascomycota; Eurotiomycetes; Chaetothyriales; Herpotrichiellaceae
Exons: 5
Coding region: 1-1413 (470 amino acids)
Source: RefSeq, a predicted model, not a curated record